This is a messenger RNA of Anolis sagrei ordinatus, 4156 nucleotides long. RefSeq names its product SFT2 domain containing 2 (gene SFT2D2). Lineage: Eukaryota; Metazoa; Chordata; Lepidosauria; Squamata; Anolidae. Gene Ontology annotation, biological process: vesicle-mediated transport. The record is from RefSeq and is a predicted model, not a curated record. Gene Ontology annotation, cellular component: membrane.
AAGGCAGGCUCGAAGCCGCGGGCGUGAGAGGCGCGAGGCGGGGCGUCUGACUCUGGGAGUUGUAGUCCUGGGCUGCCGCGAGACCAGAGCGAGCGGGGCGACCAACAAGCGCCUGAAGGAAUGGACAAGCUGAAGCGAGUGUUGAGCGGGCAAGACGCCGAGGAGCCGGGCCCCUUGGCCGAGGUGGUGGAUGCAUCUUCCUUAAGCUGGAGCACAAGACUGAAAGGGUUCAUAGCUUGUUUUGCUAUUGGAGUUCUUUGUUCUAUUCUGGGUACAGGCCUGCUAUGGGUUCCCAAAAAAGGACUAAUCUUGUUUGCAGUAUUUUAUACCUUUGGAAAUAUCUCAUCCAUUGGAAGCACAAUGUUCCUUAUGGGGCCUAUGAGGCAGUUGAAAAGAAUGUUUGAAAUGACUCGUUUGAUAGCUACUAUUGUUAUGCUCCUCUGUCUCAUAUUAACGCUGUGUGCAGCUUUCUGGUGGCAUAAUAAAGGACUUGCCUUGAUCUUCUGUGUUUUGCAGUUUUUUGCCUUAGCAUGGUACAGCAUUUCCUACAUUCCAUUUGCAAGGGAUGCUGUGAAGAAAUGUUUCACAGUAUGUCUCACAUAACGGGCAGUUAAACAGCUUGGCCAGCAAGAUGUGUUUCAUCUCCGUAUGCUGAGGACUGGAAGACCACCAUGUGACCUUUGCAUCAGCACACACCUGGCUUCACACAAUCUGUGAAGCCCAGGAAAAUACCAAAUAUUAUUCUACAAAUCAUAACAACCUUUGUGAUAAGUCCCAAGAUCAACUCCAUUUUCCUUUUGUUUGCUUGUUCAAGCAACUAUGUUGCCUGGUGCAAAGGUGUCCUUUUCAAAUCAUGCAAUUUUGUUAAUGAAAAGAUAUUAUGGCAAUCCCAAAUAGAUGGGAGUUGAAGUUUACACAUUUUUGACUUAUGGGGUCCAAAAGACAGUUUACAGAUUGGAUGCUUUUCUUAGCUAAGAUUUCCUAGGGUUGUACAUCUUUGUAUCUUUUUAAAGGAGAAAUCAAUUAUGGAGCCUUAAAUCUUUUGCCUCCUAAAACAUCUAUAGCUACAGUCGCAAAAAAGAACUAAGUUACUGCCUUGUAUCAAAACAGCAAGUGCAAUUUUUAUUGUAAUAUUACUUUGAAUUUAAUAUUGAAUAAUUUUCCAGCCAGCAGCAGAAGCAGCAAGAAACAGUACCCAUGGUAAUGAUAAAAGCAAACAUGUUCUCUUCUGUUUCUAAAAGAUGUUUACUAUAUUUCAUUUACAGUCUCCUAAAAUACCACCUAAGUCUGAAAUAAUGGCAACAGUUCUGCCUUAAUGCUAAGCGUUGCCUUUUGAGUGACUUUUGCUGCUCCUUUUUCAUUAAAUUACUCUUUACAGUUGGUGAAAUAUGACUUUAUACAGCCUAUAAGCAGACUAUGGUCCAUGUAUGGAAUGUAAUUUAAAUAAGAUAUUUCUCUCCUCUGUGUCUCUUCUUAAUAAAUAAUAUGUGAUUUCUGCUCACACCUUACAGAUAUUAUGAUUCUAUGGAUGCUAUGUGUAUUUGUUUCAAAUUGUGCUUUCCCAAUAAGACAAUAUCAUGUAAUGAUUUGUUUGACUGGGCACUCUGAACUUUUGGAUUCCUUUACUUUGAUCCAAUUUUGAAAUAGUAUUUUUUCCCCUGUGUAAUAAAGGAUUGAAGUAAGUCUGUGUGUAUGUAUGCAUGCAGGCAGACUAAGUAAGUAUUAUGUGAGACCUGGGUCUUAAGAAUCAUCUUUAGCGAAUUGAGAGAGAGAGAGAGAGAGAGAGAGAGAUGAUGUAUAUUGCAUUUGACCUUUAAUCAAAUUCCCGGCUCUAGUGGCUUGUAGCACGUAUUGUCUCUAUUAAUUAUGGCUCCUACUCUGUACUCUCCCAUUAUAUAAAAGAGACUAGUAGAGUGUUUUGAACAUAGAAAUUUCCCCGAAUGACCAAGGAGAACCGGGAUUUAGUCUAAUUAAGUACACACUGGAUUCAAUAUUUCUAUCUGCAUAAUUACCUAAUUGCAUCUUUUUAUUUGAUAACCAUCAGCUAUUUUUAACUAGUAGUUUGAGAAGCUUAAUUAUCAUACUCAUUUUGCCAUGUGAGCAAAUAUAAGGGUUAGAAAAUUAGACAUUUAUGAACUAUUUUUUAAAGGUCAGGAUUCAUGUUUUCCUGCUCUGAUGUCAACAAAGUAUCAUAAUUGAAGUUUGUGAGAUACCUUGGUUUCAGUUUCCAGUGGAUUCUCAAUAAGCUGUUAGAAACCUAACAUACUGGCUUCAUGAUUCAUAUGUGCACUAUAUAUAGUUAGAUAGAGGGGGAGAGAGCGCGCCAAAAUCUGAUUUAUUAAAUUUAGAUGUACGGCCACUUGCCAUUUUGAAACUGUAAAUAUUUAAUGUAUGAUUGUGCCCCAAAUGCUGUGCAGGAUUAUUCCUGUUAUUGGUAGUUAUGUGUUAGACAGUGGAGAUUUGUACACACUAUUUUGGAAACUGAGCAUAUGUAAAUACAGUUACUAACCAGGCUUAAGAGAGUGAUUAUAGUAGAGAAGGUGGAGUUUUUCUGCCUGGCUUGUCUUAUUCCAUUGCUGAAAGAAGCCAGGUAGAAGUUGCUUAAAAACACACCACCCUUUUCUGCCACUAGGGCUAGUAAGACAACUUCUAUGGCUAUAUGAUGACUGAACUCUAUGCAUUUCUCAGAAUUUUAUUGAACAGCAAAUGAUGAGAAGGAAAGUGUAAACUUUUGAAGCAGUAGAGGGAGUUUCCCCUAAAAGUGAAGUACUAAAAUCCUCCUAGGUCUCUCAAAAAUGCCAGCCUAGCCCUUGUGCUAACUUGCCUUUUAGAAUUGAGACAAUAGUUUCUUUAGAGAGUUGUAGCAGUUUGAAAGAGUAAUUGUUGCUUGUGAUCUGCACAUGGAAUAUCCUGUUUUCACUUCUGACAAACUGAUAUUUUUGUAUAUUUUAAAUACUUACAGAUGUGUUUGGCUGAUAGAUUAGAAAAUAAUGGGCGUUCAUAUAGUGAGAAGGGAUGCCUGUCUCAGAUCAUUUUAGCUCUCAAACUAUUGCCUGUCUUCACCUUUACUUAUAGAUGCUGCAGAACAUAAAAAGAUUAUAAACUAACAGCUGCCACAACAAAAGUCUUUUGCUGGCAUACUGCUUAAACAUAUAUUUUGGGGGAAAAAGAACUUCAGAAAUCUUGUCUAAAUCAUUCCUUUUCACAAAUACAUUUUUAAAAGAUUCUGAUAAUCAGUGUAUUUGUUUACAGAAUGUGAAUCUAUGGGAUAAAUAACAAUUGUGCAUUUAACACAUUUAGGCACGGAUGGCAGCAAUGCAUUGUCUCUUCUAAAAAAGUUGAUUCUUCACAAUAUGCACCUCAAAUAUUCACAUGAAUGCUUUGUACUAAUAUUUUUCUAUUCAAGAUCUUUCUCCAGCUUGGAUGGCUUCUAGAUUUUGACACUGCUAUGUUUAUAGGGUAUAGCCUUUUCUAUUUAAAAAACCUUAAUUUUUUUUUUUGCUAAGGGUGUUGAAUAUUUGAAAAAGUAUUUUUAAAUGCCUUUGACUUGUGACUUUGUGAUUAUUUUCUGGGAAGGUGACUCCACAUUAAGGGAGCAGUUUAUACAGCCAAGUUUUCCAAAGAACUCAAUUGUUUAUGCUCUGAAUCUUAACAUUAAACUUUUGGGUAGGCCUUGGUGUUUUGGAAUAAAAGCAUUUUAUCGGCUGUAGCAAAUGGCCUGUUUCCUGUUCUCUGACAUAUUGCCCUGUUUUUAGAUUGUCACUUUGUGGAAUGGUAAUCAUGGAAUCUUUUUUGCUGGACUCUUUCACACAACACUGUUUGGUUAUACUCAUUCUUUGCCUUAACUUCAAUAUUCUACUGCCACAGCCUAAGGCUUUUUAGCCGGUAAACAUAAGGAAAUCUAUUUUUGAGAUAUUUUUUGGGGAUGGGGGACAGACACAAAACAUGCCUACCUUCACUAUGUAAUAGUCACAUUGACAGAGAUUUUCAUACUGUAAUUUUGAAUUUUCAGACCGAAUGAAGCUAAGUUUUGUAAGUAUUUCUUUUGCCUGUUGCAUCUUUUUGUACAUGCUUGGAUGGCCUGUCUUAUGUAAAAUAGCUGUUUGAAUAACUUUUACAGCACCAUUUCUUCUGUAAUAAAGCUGGUUUCUCGCUA